AUGGAGCACAGAAAGUCAUAUGUGCUCGUCGCGCUCUUUGCAUUGCUUCUCUUGACCGAUAUUGUCAUUGCAGAAAGCAAUGGAGGCAAGGGCAACGGUAAUAACGGCAAGGGGAAUGAAGUACAAGUGGCCAAUGGUAAAGGAAAUGAUGACAAAGGCAAAGCUAACGGUAAUGGUAACGGUCAAAAGGACAAGGAGAAGAAAGACAAGAAGGAGAAAGACAAGAAGGAAAAGGAAGAAAAGGAAAGGAAGGAGAAAGCGAGAAAGGAAAAGGAGGAGAAGGAAAGGAAAGAUAAGGAAAGGAAGGAAAAGGAGAAGAAGGAGAAAGAGAGGAAAGAGAAGGAGAGGAAGGAGAAGGAGCAGAGUGAAGCGGCCGCGAGAUACAGAGUACUAACACCGUUUCGUACAGGACAAGAGCUGGCGAUAUGCCAGGCUCGCGGCGCAUGUUAUUACAGGACUCUUGUUUGUCCUGGUGAAUGUCCCAAGAGGAGGCCCAUGACGAACAGAAACACCAAAGGCUGCUUCAUUGACUGCACUAGCAAAUGCGAAGCUACUUGCAAAUGGAGGAAACCAAACUGCAAUGGCUACGGUUCUCUGUGCUACGACCCUCGAUUUGUAGGAGGAGACGGUGUGAUGUUCUACUUCCAUGGAUCCAAAGGCGGAAACUUUGCCAUCGUUUCAGACGAAAAUCUCCAGAUCAACGCUCAUUUCAUCGGUACAAGGCCCGUUGGCAGAACCAGGGACUUCACAUGGGUUCAAGCCCUCAAUGUCAUGUUCGAAAACCACAAGCUUGUGAUCACAGCCAAUAGAGUAAGUCAAUGGGAUGAAAAAGAUGACGCUUUUACCCUCAGAUUCGAUGACGAACUCAUCACACUUCCUGAAGACGAACAAUCCGAAUGGAAGGCGAUUUCCGGACGAAAUAGAGAGAUCAUCAUCGAAAGAACCGACGAGAGAAAUAGCGUAAGAGUACUUGUCUCUGGUCUUGUUCAGAUGGACAUCAAAGUGAGACCAAUAGGGAAAGAAGAGGACAGAGUUCACAACUAUCAGUUACCGCAAAAUGACGCUUUUGCCCAUCUCGAGACUCAGUUCAAGUUCCUAGACCUAACUGAGUUCGUCGAGGGCGUUUUGGGGAAAACCUACCGUCCUGAUUACGUUAGCUCGGCCAAGACCGGAGUUCCAAUGCCUGUGAUGGGAGGAGAAGACAAAUACCAAACUCCUUCUCUGUUUUCGCCGACUUGCAGACUCUGUAGGUUCAAGCCUCAAGAAGAACCACUCGCAGCUGAUAUCUAA
This is a messenger RNA of Arabis nemorensis, 1290 nucleotides long. The record is from the annotation of a GenBank genome assembly. NCBI's taxonomy places the organism in Eukaryota, Viridiplantae, Streptophyta, Magnoliopsida, Brassicales, Brassicaceae.